Molecule: messenger RNA, 2842 nt
Organism: Belonocnema kinseyi
Lineage: Eukaryota; Metazoa; Arthropoda; Insecta; Hymenoptera; Cynipidae
Product: nose resistant to fluoxetine protein 6-like
Exons: 11
Coding region: 424-2448 (674 amino acids)
Molecular function (GO): acyltransferase activity, transferring groups other than amino-acyl groups
Source: RefSeq, a predicted model, not a curated record
UAGAGAAACCAACGAAAAUUUGACAAUAGUAAUGAGCGACUCAUACGAACCAAGUUGUUUCACUUUCCUCCGAUGGAGGUUGGAGGCUACUGAAAACGCGGGAUCUACGCAGAGAUCCAAAAAUGAAUGAUAACGGGGAGGAUCAUCACAUUUUAGUUUCGAAAAUACGCCUACGUCAAGGAUGGAGAAAAUAGUAAACUAAACAGACAAACAGAUGCGAAUAAAAACAGAAAAUUUGUCGAAACCAGAAGUACAAAUGGACUAUAAUAAUAAGCUGAGGAAUGCUUAGUUAAUGGAAAGCCAAACUGGGAGACACAAAUAGGCGAAGAAAUAUAGAGGGCGCAAGACCAGUAUUUCAGGAGAGGACCAGAAGGAGUGUAUCUGAAGUGUGUGGUACUGCAGUUGAAGAAAGAAUGACUGGUGAUGCUCGGUGGAAUAAUGAAAUCUGCGUAUCUGCUAACGAGAAAAAUUAAGAUGGUCGAUGCCUCCUCCAAAUUUCCAGUGGGAAUAUUGGAAGGGAAUAUUGUCGAUUUAGGAAUGUACGAUGAAUGUAUUUCAAUUAUUGGAAAUUUUAGUACCGCCAAAAACGAAGGAAAGCACUGCAUGUACACUUUAGAUAUUGUGAAUGCUGGAAAUGUAAUAUUCAAUCCAAAAUUUGCUAUGUGCAUUCCAUCAACGUGUGAUAUAGAAAACGUAAAUUCUAUAAUUAAUGGAGUUAAUCAAUUAAUUCACAAAAAAGGAAUUAUUUCUCAAGAUUUUAACAUAAAAGUAAACUAUGCAACCUGCUCUAAUUUAGAUUUUGAGAAAUGGUCGACAGGAAGUAUGAUUGCUAUGACAGUAAUUGUAUUACUAAUAAUAUUCCUCCUUUUCUGCACGGUUUUGGAAUUCAGUCAUAAUUGGAUCAAGGAAAACAACAUUGACAACAAAAUAAUUCCAAUUCUGGCUCAGUUUUCUGUAUUCAAUAGUUCCUUGAGAAUUCUGAGUACGAAAGCAAAUUCUGGAUCUAUUACUUCGAUUCAUGGAAUCCGAGCCUUGAGCAUUUUAUGGAUAGUUUAUGGGCAUGAAACCUUCUUUGGUUUUAUGUCAUCUUACGUUAACCUCCUUGAUUUCGUAGACUGGUCCACAUCCUGGAAAUGUAUUUACCUAAUUAUGGGAGUUUAUGCUGUGGAUACGUUUCUGCUGCUAAGUGGAUUCCUGUUAUCUUAUCUUUUCCUGAAAAGAAUGUCUCAGGGUGCAAGUUUUAAUCUCUUUGAAUAUUACUUUCACCGAUACAUCAGGUUAACACCAGCCGUAGCUGCCCUUAUGGUUAUUGUAAUUUAUAUUGCUCCUCACCUGGGUUCAGGGCCAAGAUGGGAAAGCGAUAUUGUUGCAAAUGUUACUAGUCAAUGUGAAUAUUCUUGGUGGAAAUAUCUUCUCUAUGUUCAAAAUUAUGCUGGGGAUGAGCCUGGAGAAAACUUGAUGUGUAUGGGUCAUUUAUGGUACUUGGCAGUCGACAUGCAACUUUUUUGGCUUUCACCAUUUAUUUUGUACCCUCUAUCGAAGAAGCCAAUAGUAGGUUUAAUAUUCUUAGGAGCAUUCUUUAUUGCUUCUGUUGUCACUCCAGGUGUAAUUACUGCCACAAAUGGAUUAUCUUUUAAUAAUUUGGCCAUCAAGUUAGGACAUAGUGUAAUGAUGAAAAGCAGCACUAAAUUAUACCUGGUUACACACUGCAGAGCGGGCCCUUGGUUUUUCGGAAUACUCUUUGGAUACAUUAUGUUCAAAAUUACUUCCAAACCAAAGAGGCAUGUCCUAAUUUUUGGUUGGAUAACUGCCACAGUUUGUUUCGUUUUUUGCACCUGUGGAUUUUUAAUUAUACUUCAGAAAAAUUACGAAUAUGACGCAUUAUUUGAAAGCAUUUUGGCAUCUUUUGCUCGUACUAUCUGGUCGGCAGGUGUCGCCUGGAUAAUUUAUAUAUGUCAUCAUGGAUACGGAGGCAUACUGAAUAUGUUUUUAUCUUUUCCAAUUUUCCUUCCAAUAAGCAGAAUAUCAUACAGCAUCUACCUUUUGCACUUUGUCGUUCUGAAUUUGAAAUCAGGCGCUAUGAGAUUACCCGGAUACUUUUCGGAUUUCACUGUGUUUGAAGGUUUCCUGGGCGACGUUAGCCUUUGCAUCUUUUUGUCUUUCUUCUUCUGCAUAGUUUUUGAGUCACCAAUCCUAAUUUUGGAAAAAAUGGUGUUCGGAAAGAAAAGAGAUAAAAGCGGGUCCCAAAAUCAAAUCCCAACUAAUGGAGAAAGUAAAACUCUGGACUUUCAGAAUCAAAUUAAAUUCGAUAACGUAUUCGAAAAUAUAUCUGGAAAUAAGGCUGAAAAUAAAUUUCAAAAUGUAGCAGAUAAUGGAUCAUUUGAUAAGAUUGAAAAAGGAAAUACAAUAGUAGAUGCUAAUACAAACGAAUUAACCACUAAUUUGUAAUUAGUCUGCGCUCCAAGAAAUAGAAUCAUGUUAAAUCCGAUAAAUCAAUUUUUAACUAAACCAUCUAAUUUUUUAAACUAUUAUUAUUUAAUGUGGCAAGAAUUAGAGAAUUAACUUUUUAAGUAGAUGGAAAAGGCUUGCCAGCAAACUAGAGACUUUAGUCGCCAGUAUUAGGGUUGGGAAGUCGUUGGAAAUCGCCAACCUCAAAAAAUUGAACGUCGCCAGAAAUCGCCAGAUAAACGAAAAAAAUGGAUGUUCAAAGGAUAAGAUUGUAAGGUACACCGACCAUUACUGGGGCAACGUAAAAAGUAUGUCCAAUACUGGAACAAUAACAAAUAUCGUUAAGUAUCUUUUAUAUUCCAGCAUAAAUUAUAAAAGUAAAAAUGUUCUAUUA